AUGCAAAAUUUCACCGGGCCCACGCGUCUACCCAAACAACUAUCACCAAUCCCCAGCUUUUCAACAGAGCAGAAGAAAGUGCCACAAGAAAACCAAAAUGAAAUCAUUCCAAUAGUCUUCCUUUCAGUGUCUCUAGCGAUGCCCAUCAUCAUAAUUCUCCUAGCAGUUUUACUUCACCGCCAGCGGAAGAGAAGAGCUCGGAGGGCGAAAGAGGUCUCUAUAGAAGAUACCUACUCAGAGCCGUCAACGGAGCGAAACUUCGCCGGUCACCAAAUAUUUCCUCUCGACCAUUUCCGCCAGUCGAGUAAUGAGAGGUCUAAUCAUCUAGCGCCUCCGCCCCUGCCCCAGUUCACAGGCGAUAGAACCGUGAUGUCGAAACCGAGCGGGCUCAAUACAAGGGCAUUCAUCCCGCAGCCGCUAGAACAUCACAUUUCAACUACACUCCCUAGGAAUCCUAGAUCUGAUAUCGUACUAGAAAUCCCUACAGCGGAAGAGUACACAUCACUACCUUUGCAAUCGUCAAGUCGCGACUGGACCCAAACACCAUACACCCUACCUCCACUAUCCAGCAUUCCUAAUAUGUCCCGAUACUCCACAGUCUCCUUGCAAAUCGAUGACGUACGACAUGAGAGUUUGCAGAGCAUUUCGAAGCCCAAAAACCACCAUGUUUCGAGCAUUGUUGUUGGGGAUCAGGGUGAGAAGGUCACGUGAGGGUGCACUAACAACGCGACGAGGCGGG
This is a messenger RNA of Aaosphaeria arxii CBS 175.79, 739 nucleotides long. RefSeq lists its product as uncharacterized. The coding region runs from base 1 to 711 and encodes 236 amino acids. Lineage: Eukaryota; Fungi; Ascomycota; Dothideomycetes; Pleosporales. The transcript has a single exon. The record is from RefSeq and is a predicted model, not a curated record.